This is a messenger RNA of Pestalotiopsis fici W106-1, 591 nucleotides long. RefSeq lists its product as uncharacterized. The record is from RefSeq and is a predicted model, not a curated record. Bases 1 to 591 code for a protein of 196 amino acids. The transcript has a single exon. NCBI's taxonomy places the organism in Eukaryota, Fungi, Ascomycota, Sordariomycetes, Amphisphaeriales, Sporocadaceae.
AUGUACACAUCAACCCUUACGGUCCUACUCCUGGUGGCCGCACGCAGCGUCUACGCCGAGGGAUGCGCGACGCACACGUACGGCAGCUGCGCCGACGGCAUCGUGCACUGGUACGACCCCGACGACGGGCAGAUCUGCGACCCGCUCGACUGCGGCGGCGGCCGGGCGCCCGUCAAGACCACGGUGCCGUGCUGCGCGGCCUACGUGGGCACCGCCUCGUGCAACACCGAGCCGUCGUACAUGCCGUGCUUUACCGCACGGAGCACCUCCUCCUCUCCCAUCUCCACGGCCCAGGAUACUCAAGUUACCACUACUACCACUACCAACGCCGCCGUAACCACCACGGCUGCAAAUGAGAGCGGUAGUGGAAGUCAAGCUACCGUGGCGCCUACAGGUAGCAGCGGCAGCGGCAGCGAUGUCACGCCCACGGUAACGACGGCUGCGACAAGCACGGUGACGAAUGGUGGGAGCUUGACCACUUCCAGCACGGACAGCUCGUCGGUGAGCGUGGCGACGGGUGCGGCCGGCCAUGUACACCACAACCCGUUCAUGGCCCUGGUUGGUGCAGCAUUUGGUGUUGCAUUAUUGUAG